UGACGGAGAGAGCGGGCAGGCGGCCAUGGCGGACUCGGACGGCUGGGACGACGAUUUCCAGACGCAGGGGCCGGUGAACAAGCCGGUGAUUGUGGACAGAUGGGAGGGCGAGGAUGAGGACGAGGAUGUGAAGGACAACUGGGAUGACGAUGAAGAGGAAAAGAAAACCCCAUUGAAACCAGUGGAAGUCAAGCCAGAAAAGAAGAAAUUAAGUGAUCGGAUUAAAGAAAGGGAGGAAAAAGAAAGGCAGUUGAAGAAGCAAAAACAGGAGUUAAAAAGCUUGGAGAAAGCAGCCGCACCAGUAGAACUUUCACCAGAGGAACAGCUCGCAGAAAAACUUCGACUAGCAAAGCUACAAGAACAGGCAGACCUGGAGGUAGCAAAGGACACAUUUGGUAUCAAUAAUGUAUCACAGCUUGGAAUCGACUCCAUGUACCCAACCACUAAAGAAGACUUCACAGAAUUUGGAAAGCUUUUGAAAGAAAAAAUUACGCAGUUUGAAAAGUCUGUGCAUUACGUAGACUUCUUAGAGACCUUACUUCGAGAUAUUAGCAUUUCAUUGGAAGUUGACGAUUUGAAAAAGCUGAACAACUCUUUGACAUCACUGUGUAGUGAAAAGAUGAAACAAGAGAAGCAAAGCAAAAACAAAAAGAAGAAAAAGGCCCCCGUGCUUGCAGGUGGAUUUAAAGCAAAUUUGAAAGAUGAUCUUGAUGACUAUGGUUACACGCAGGAUUAUGAUGACUUCAUGUGAUUGUGUCCUGUGACCCAGGCUUCUUCCAGCAUGUUUUUUGCAGACAACCUCCUGGUUUCUUCUUGAGCUGCACAGAACCUUCUAUUGUUAUGGAAUCGACUAGGACUACAGAUGCCAAUGAUAACACCAAAUUUUGUUACUGGUACCAUAAUUAUACAUUAUUGCUGGUCAGUGACACUGUGUGGACAAAGCAGCUGCAUGGAUUUGGGAGGGGGUGUGGGAUGCAGGCUGAGUUCACGAGCAAGCAAUAUAUAUUUGAAAAAAUAUGAAGUUUUGCAGUGUCCAUGCUCAGCAUCUAGAUUCUGACCUGAGCUGAUGUAAUAUCACGUUUAUUGUGAUACAGUAAAAUUGCAAAGUAAGAUUACUAUUUUUAAAAUUUCUUGAAUAUUGCCUGCUUUUUCCUUUCUUUGGAAACUAAAAUGGACUAAAUCGACAUUCUGAUUUUGUGCUGAUGUUAUGCUUUUGGUUGCUGGGUCAGUCUGCCUUAAACAAAAUCUCAAUAUUCACAUGGUCUCUGAAUUGGGAGCAUUGGGUGCUGGGCAUGUGACUUUCCUGUGUCAUUGUUCAUGUGACCACACCAGGGGUGAGCCUGAAUGCUCAUUCAUUUUAUUAUUUUCCUUCUCCCAACUUAAAACCAAUCUCCAAGUGCAGUUAACCAAUUUUAACAGUUUAUUAAAAGUGCCAUGGUUUACGCCUACUGAGGGAAAGGAUAGGCAGAAUUUAAGAGACUAGUUAUUUAGAGUAGGAGGUCCCUGCAUGUCACUGUUUUGAAUGGUGAACUGCAGGUUGAGCUUAAGGAUUUCACGAUCAGUAGCCAUUGUAGAUGUUUGGUCCAGCCUCCAGUGUACACAGUACUGCUAUGGCUCAGAUGCUGGAUAGAUCAUUGAAUCUAUAUUCAAGAGUAAUCUUUUUGCUGAGAUCCUGAUCGAGUCCCACCUACUCUUGGGUGAUAGAAUGACAUUUUCCUUUUAUUGUAACAGUACAGAGUUUCUCCAUAUUUGACCUUGAGCCAACAUCACAAACACACGUGUGUGUGUGUGUUGGGGUUUGCUGUGUAGAAAUUGACUGCUGUGUUUCCUCUUCGGUAUGUCAGAAAUGCUUUGAGCUAUAAAAGGCACUUUGCCGUAAUUCGAGGCUGUGAGAAACUCUAUAAGGCAAAUCUUUUUAAGGGUGAAUGAUCUCUAGAGAGGACCUACUCUCGGCUUCGACUUCCACGCCCACUCAUGCAUGUGAACGGUUGGUGUGGAUAGAAUCCAAUCGAAUUGGCUGACACCAGUCUCCACCCUCUGCCCCCACUUUGUUGUCUUUGCUGAAGAAGGGUGACUACCUGAGGGACAGCUGUUUCUGUUUAUUAACAGAAUCACAUGCUUGGGUUUUCUAAUGGACAAAUACAGCCCAUUUAAUGGUCACAUCAGCAGUUUGACAUUAAACUAAAUGGCCCUUUUUUUGUUGAAAGUAUUGGAUGGGAAAGAUGAAUGCUCCUUGAAGUGUUUUUGAAUCAAUGUGUUGCUAAUGGGGGUGAGAGCAACCAAUUAAUUUCUCCCUCCUGAAGGCAGUGACUUGCACUAAUGGAACUGAAGUGCAGAAUCUUUUUAAAAAUCUGCUGGAGUGGAAGAAAGGAAUUUGUGGCCUUUUUAUUUUCACUUAUACCACUUUUUUGAUUGGGUUGGGAGUUUAGUUUAAAAACAUUUCCUGAACACAGAUAAAGAUGUGCUUUUUACUUCAGGACAAUCCUUUGUAAAUGGUUAAGUGCACAUAAAUCGGCAUCAGUACAGUAAAUGCUGCACUUUACACAGAUUCUACAUUGAUCAUGAGGUUUGGUUGCAACCCAGUGUAAUUGCUUGGAAAUAUGCAUUAUUUUUGCCAUCCUGUUGCAUUGUGUAGUGGCACUCUGCAGUCUUGAGCAUACACAGGUAAUGGGAAUAGUUCUUGUAUUAAAUAUAUAUCUCCUCCCCUUUCCCAGUAAAUUCAUAUUUAUUAUACAAAACAAUUUCUCACGUCUGCAAAAAGGACAAUUUAUAUAAUAGAUGAGUAACUUAUUUUUACAUCUCAUCUAUUGAUUAGUUGGGAAAGCUUAUUAAUGUAAACAUAAUUGGACACUUGCCAUGUUUUAGGACAAUAAAUGAAUAUAAUGUAAUUAA
Messenger RNA from Hemiscyllium ocellatum (epaulette shark), 2892 nucleotides. RefSeq names its product eukaryotic translation initiation factor 3 subunit J-like. The transcript is spliced from 8 exons. The record is from RefSeq and is a predicted model, not a curated record. Bases 26 to 751 code for a protein of 241 amino acids. Gene Ontology annotation, cellular component: cytoplasm; eukaryotic translation initiation factor 3 complex. Gene Ontology annotation, molecular function: translation initiation factor activity. NCBI's taxonomy places the organism in Eukaryota, Metazoa, Chordata, Chondrichthyes, Orectolobiformes, Hemiscylliidae.